GUUGACAGUUGACACCUUUCGGCCAGCCGGCGAGGCCGGGGUGGCGGCACGGUGGGGCGUCGGCGGCGCAGGAAGCGCGCGGUGUCGAGACUCGAGAGGAGGAGCGCUCGAGCGCUUUGUGCGGCGGCAGGGAGGAAAAAGGAAAAGUGGUUUAGGGUUUUGUGGAUUUUGCACGAAUCUCAAACCAAUUCAAUGGUCUAAAAUUUGCAAGAUAUUAGGAGGGGUUUUCUAUCAAAGAUUAAAAAAUAAACUCCCCCUUCGCUUCUCGCUAGGGUUUAAGCCGGCGGCGGCGGCGAGGUUGUGCAGAUGGCGGAGGCGGCCGUGAGGUGCCUCCGGGACGGGCGCCUCGACGGGGAGCACGCUCCGGCACUUGCCGUGGCGAGUAAUAUCCAGUGCGGCCCGCUCGCCGCCGGCGCCAUGCUCCACCUCGCGGCCGCCGUGGCCUCCAACGCCGCCGCGGGGAAGGCGCAGGCGAGGGGACUGGUGAUCGUGGCGUUCGAUCGGAGCCCGGAGGUGUAUCUCGACUUCAUGCGGCGCCGCGGCCUUGAUCCAAAUGCUUUGAAUCGAUGUGUACGGAUAUUGGAUUGCUAUUCAGACCCAAUUGGAUGGAAUCAGAAGAUUAGAAGUCAGCAGCAACAAGAAAGUGGUGCAGAUCUCUGCUCAGCGAACAAAGAGAAUGUUACAAUUUUCAGAAAUGUGAAGGAUCUUGAUAAAUUGAUGUGCUCCACUAUUGAUCUUGGAAGAGGGUUUGCAGGAGAAGGCAAAAUCUAUUUUUCAAUUGCUGUUGACUCAAUUAGUUCUAUGUUAAGGCGUGCUUCAGUGUCAUCAAUUUCAAGCUUCCUCAGUAAUCUUCGGAGCCAUGAUCAAAUAUCAUCAAUAUUUUGGCUAAUACAUUCUGAUCUCCAUGAACCCAAAUUUUCCCGAGCCUUUGAAUGUCUCUCUACCAUGGUUGCUUCAUUAGAGCCAGCUGUGGUUGAUUCUGUUUAUGAGGAAGAAAUUCCAGGGAAUAUUUCUUUCCUGGAGGAAAAUUAUUCUAAAGCAAAGUUUUAUUUACGCCUAAAACGGCGGAAUGGACGGGUCAAGCACCUUUACGAGGAGUUACAUGUUGAGGGAAAUGAUGUUAGAUUUGUUUCUGCUCCUUCUGUAAGUACAGAAGUGAGCCAAAGUCUGUUGCCUAAGGUUCAGUUCAAUCUUGAGCUGUCAGAGAAGGAGUGCAGUGACAAGGCAAAUGUUGUUCUUCCUUUUGAACAUCAAGGAAAGGGUGAGCCUAUCCAUAUAUACGACGGACGGAGAUCUCUCCCAGAGGCUCAACAAGAUAGCAAUUUAACUGCAUCCGCUCUCCUGGAUGAAGUAAAAUUUCCUAAAUCUGCAGCUCCAAAGGGUGAAAUUCAUUACUUUCGUGAUUCUGAUGAUGAGCAACCUGACUCCGAUGAAGACCCAGAUGACGAUUUGGAUAUUUGAGUUCCACCCAUGGUGUGAGCACCUUAUCUGCAUACAGAAUGCCUUGAUCGUACUUGCGAGGUAACCGAUAGCCCCGAUCAGAACUUAUAAUCAUGAGUAGUAUUAGUAUUUGUUACACCUCUGUUUUCUGUUCUUUACACUGAUGGUAGUGUUUUUGUGACAAGAUAAUAGAAUGAUAGUCCGUCCGUGCUACACACUACCUUGUACUGUUAGUGCAUGCAUUCAGUUAUCCCCAAAAUGUUUAAAAAGUGUUUACAUAUGCAAAACAGCAACAAACUACAAUUUCUUGGGGAAACUAAAAUGGAAGCAGGCGACCUUUUUUUUCCCUUUAUUAAAGGAUGGUAGACAAGGAAAGUUUUUAUGAGAAC
Messenger RNA from Oryza sativa Japonica Group (Japanese rice), 1829 nucleotides. Its product is annotated as elongator complex protein 5. Gene Ontology annotation, molecular function: tRNA binding. Gene Ontology annotation, biological process: tRNA wobble uridine modification. Lineage: Eukaryota; Viridiplantae; Streptophyta; Magnoliopsida; Poales; Poaceae. The record is from RefSeq and is a predicted model, not a curated record. Gene Ontology annotation, cellular component: nucleus; cytosol; elongator holoenzyme complex.